This is a messenger RNA of Lachnellula hyalina, 3651 nucleotides long. It is a transcript of the gene chs-4, whose product is annotated as Chitin synthase. The transcript is spliced from 2 exons. Gene Ontology annotation, molecular function: chitin synthase activity. NCBI's taxonomy places the organism in Eukaryota, Fungi, Ascomycota, Leotiomycetes, Helotiales, Lachnaceae. The record is from RefSeq and is a predicted model, not a curated record. Gene Ontology annotation, cellular component: cell septum; cell periphery. The coding region runs from base 1 to 3651 and encodes 1216 amino acids.
AUGUCGCAACCCAACGUCAAUGAUUCUCCCUCCCGAGAACACCGAUCAAGACGAAGACAUGAUGAGGAGGCUGGAUACAGUUCCGUUUCGAUGGCACCUCCAACGCCAACGCGGCAUUCUCGCGGACCCUCAAAGACAUCCUUCACGGAGACGCUCCCUUCGCCGCUGACACCCACCCAUACCAAUGAGCAAAUGGCUCAACCAUUACGAGCAGGAGGAGGAGAGAUACAUCGGAAACGCAGUCUGAUCCGUCCAGAGCGAAAUAGAAUCGAUCGCGAUCACCCAAACUAUCAUUACCGGCAACAUGCUGCGAACAUGCCUGUCCAGCCCUCUUCAACGGGAAAUGACCCAAUAUAUGAAGACUUGGAGGCCGACGCCGCAGCUACAGAGACCUCUGGACUCCGAUCGUCCAACGAGGCCGAAUCCGAUGCCUCCCCUCCUAUGAAGAAGAAAAGCAGACGGGGCCGUGGCGCCGGACCAGACGAUAUCGUUUCUACCGAGAAGGCUGGGCAUGGGGCCCGCUCUGGUGGCAACAAGUUGACCAGAGAGAGAACGCCAAAGAUGACCAAGGAAGAGAAAGAAAGACAAAAGGCCCUAGACACUGUGAAGCCACCAAGUCUAUGGAACGUAUACUGUGCAUUUGUUACUUUCUGGUGUCCCGACUUUGUCCUCAAAUGCUUUGGAUUUAAUUCGAGAGCACAACAAAGAGCAUGGAGGGAAAAGAUGGGCUUGAUCAGUAUCAUCCUUUAUAUUAUGGGUUUUGUGGGUUUCUUGACCUUCGGAUUCACGGCGACUGUUUGCGGCACCCAAUCUGUUCGAUUGCGUGUAAAUGAAGUUGGUGGAGGAUAUAUGAUCUUCCAUGGGAGUGCGUAUGACUUGUCAGAAUCUCAUCAUCCUGCUGCUAAAGGAAUCACCGACAAUGCGAACGUCCUAUACGAUUUGACAGAAAAGCAUGCCGGCCAAGACGGCAGCUUCUUGUUCCAGAACGUAAAUGGAAAAUGCAAGGACCUGAUCACCCUCUCGACCGGAUCAGAUGUUCCCACGAAUUCAAACAAAGAUCUUGCGUGGUACUUCCCCUGCACGACUUUCAAUCAGGAUGGGUCGACUGCUGUCAACAAGACCAUCCCCUACUACUUGGGAUAUUCAUGCCACACCAUCGCAGACGCUCGCACGGCUUUCUACGACCUUCGGAGCGCUGGUGAUGUUUAUUUCAACUGGGACGACAUCAAAAAUAACUCUAGGAAUCUAAUGGUUUACUCCGGAAACGUUCUCGAUCUGGAUUUGCUGAAAUGGUUCAACGGAACAGAAGUCACAGUGCCGUCACGAUUCGUCCAGCUGAGCGACCGGUCCACUGCUGCCAAUGCGGCGGUACAUGGAAAAGAUAUGACCCAUGCUUUUCAGACCAAGGACGAGAAGGCGAUGGCUCAAUGCUUCGAACAGAUUAUUAAGGUUGGAAGUGUGGAUACUGAAACUAUUGGUUGCAUUGCUUCCAAAGUCGUUCUCUACGUGUCUUUGAUCUUUAUCUUGGCCAUCGUCCUAGCCAAGUUCGUCCUAGCUCUCCUUUUCCAAUGGUUCCUAAGUCGUAAAUUCGCUGCUUCCAAAACUUCUCAGUCCUCUGAUCCAAAAAAGAGAAACCGUCAAAUUGAGGAUUGGUCAGAUGAUAUCUACCGAGCUCCCCCUAGAAUUCCUGGAGAUAUUGGAAGUACAGUAGCUGGGUCUGACAGGUUAAGCAAACGGGGAAGCACCUUCUUGCCAACAACUUCGCGUUUCACAAGCCCGUACGCACCAGAAAACCGAUUGUCCCGUGUUGGUCGCCCACCACCAACUACUAUGGCCAGCCAAACUUCGACUGCACAGCUAAUUGGGUCCAAGCCAAUGUUCAAUCAGGGAAACAGUAGCCGCACUAGCUUCUUGCGGACCGAUUCAAAUGGAUAUGGCGCUCAAACAGAUAUCGAAGGACCAGGCCCAGCAGGUUAUAUCCAUGAAGCCGUUGUGCCUCAGCCGCCUGCCGAUUGGCAACCGUUUGGUUACCCUCUUGUUCACACUAUUUGCCUUGUCACUGCAUACUCAGAAGACGAACUUGCUAUUCGGACCACUCUUGACUCGGUCGCCAUGACGGACUAUCCUAACAGUCACAAGGUCCUUCUUGUCAUUUGUGAUGGUAUGAUAAAAGGAAAGGGACAAACCAUGUCAACACCUGAAAUCUGUUUGAGCAUGAUGAAAGACCAUGCCGUUCUUCCUGAUGAGGUUCCGGCAUUCUCCUAUGUUGCAGUCUCAAGUGGAUCGAAGAGACACAACAUGGCCAAGGUUUACUCGGGAUUCUACGAUUAUGGUGCUAACUCGACCAUUCCCUCGGACAGGCAACAGCGUGUGGCAAUGAUGUGCGUGGUUAAGUGUGGUACACCCGACGAGGCAAGCAAGAGCAAGCCAGGUAACAGAGGCAAGCGCGACAGUCAAAUUAUCCUCAUGUCCUUUCUGCAAAAGGUCAUGUUCGACGAGCGUAUGACGGAGCUGGAAUUCGAGAUGUUUACCUGCUUAUGGAAGGUCACUGGGAUGAAACCCCAUUACUACGAGACUGUUUUGAUGGUUGACGCCGAUACGAAAGUGUUCCCCGACAGUUUGACGCACAUGAUUUCUGCCAUGGUUAAAGAUCCAGAGAUCAUGGGUCUUUGCGGAGAGACGAAGAUUGCCAACAAGAGAGCUACAUGGGUUUCUGCCAUUCAAGUCUUUGAAUAUUUCAUCUCCCAUCAUCUGUCCAAGUCAUUCGAAUCGGUUUUCGGUGGUGUCACCUGUCUCCCCGGAUGCUUCUGCAUGUACCGAAUCAAGGCACCAAAGGGAGGCGCGAACUUCUGGGUUCCUAUCCUGGCCAAUCCUGAUGUUGUGGAGCACUACUCUGAAAACAUUGUCGACACAUUGCACAAGAAAAAUCUGCUUUUGCUGGGAGAAGAUCGAUACCUCUCGACGCUCAUGCUUCGAACGUUCCCUAAGCGUAAACAAGUCUUUGUUCCACAGGCCGUAUGCAAAACUACCGUGCCUGAGGAGUUCAGCGUCUUGUUGUCUCAAAGACGUAGAUGGAUCAACAGUACCGUACACAAUCUCAUGGAACUUGUCCUCGUCCGGGAUUUGUGUGGUACCUUCUGCUUCAGUAUGCAGUUCGUUGUCGGUAUCGAACUUACUGGCACUUUGGUCCUCCCUGCCGCUAUUGCAUUCACCUUCUACGUCGUAAUCGACUCAAUCGUUCAUACGGUACAAGUCAUUCCACUCGUGCUCUUAGGUUUGAUCCUCGGUCUGCCCGGUGUUCUCAUCGUCCUCACAGCUCACCGCUGGUCGUACGUCGUCUGGAUGUUAAUCUACCUGAUCUCCCUGCCCAUCUGGAACUUUGUCCUCCCUACCUACGCGUUCUGGAAAUUCGAUGACUUCUCGUGGGGCGAUACCCGCAAGACGGCCGGUGAAAAGACCAAGAAAGCGGGGAUUGAGUACGAAGGCGAGUUUGACAGCUCCAAGAUCACGAUGAAGCGAUGGGAUGAGUUUGAGAAGGAGCGCAGGCUCAAAGCUAGUGCAUGGGGCAGUAAAGAGGGCAGUACGAUGACGGGUCUUUAUCCUCGGCAGCAUCCUGGGUAUGAGGACGAGUACUCGGAUGUGGGGAUCUAA